GAGGACAUUGAGCUCAGAGAGUUCCAGCUCUCUGCUGCUACUCUCAGCCUGAUUUAGCUGUUGACAGCUGCUGCCCAACAGCCUAGCUAGCUCCCUUCUGUGGUCUAGCCAACCACCAAGCCCCAGACUCUUCGUUCCAGUGACUCCUACAGCCCACCCCAAAAUGGCUGAGAAAGAACAGGCUGCCGCUGCUCCUCAAAAUGGAGAGGGGGACUCUGAGAACCUGGAUGACCCUGAGAAAUUGAAGGAGCUGAUUGAGUUACCGCCCUUUGAGAUUGUUACAGGGGAACGGCUUCCUGUCAAUUUCUUUAAGUUUCAGUUCAGGAAUGUAGAGUACAGCUCUGGACGGAACAAGACCUUCCUGUGCUAUGUGGUGGAAGCCCAGGGCAAGGACGGCCAAGGCCAGAUGUCCCGGGGCUACCUGGAGGAUGAGCAUGCCGGAGACCAUGCAGAAGAGGCCUUCUUCAAAACCAUCCUGCCCACCUUUGACCCUGCCCUUCGCUACAAUGUCACUUGGUACGUCUCCUCCAGCCCCUGCGCAGCCUGCGCUGACCGCAUCUCAAGCACCCUGAGCAAAAACAAGAACCUUAGGAUGCUCCUCUUGGUGGGUCGGCUCUUCAUGUGGGAGGAGCCCGAGAUCAAGGCUGCCUUGAAGAGGUUGAAGGAAGCGGGAUGCAAGCUACGCAUCAUGAAGCCCCAGGACUUCGAGUAUGUGUGGCAGAAUUUUGUGGAGCAAGAAGAGGGAGAGUCGAAGGCCUUUGUACCCUGGGAGGACAUUCAGGAGAACUUCCUUUACUAUGAGGAGAAGCUGGCUGAGGUCCUGCACUGAUCUGCCUUUACAUGGCUAACCUGUCACUUCCAAGAGACAUCAGUGACAUACACAGCCAUCUGGGACAUGCCUGUGGCUUCCUAAUACCACUUGGAGCCAGACAGUACCCAAGUCAACCUCAUCAGACAGGCCCCUAAUGGACUAAAAAUAUACUCCCUGUGCUGCAAUUAAUUUAAGCUGUUCCCCUCUGUUAAAGUUACUCAUGGGGAGGGUGGGGGACAAAGUGAGUGUGGGGGAGCAAAACUGAAAAUUUAAUUGUUUAGUCAACAGGUUAGUCACUUACCAACAGGCUGCAUCAUAAACCAAAUACCUACAGACCCAAGGUGCAAAUCUUAGAAUUAUGUCCAGCAAUGUGUUUUGUAAUGUUAAGAAACUUUUUUUAAAAGAGAAAACCAGUGAUGAUUACCAAAAGAGAAUCAUGUUGUUUUUUAUUUCUCAUGCAAACUGAUGGAUGCUAGGCUUUCAAGAAACCUAGCAUAAAGAGCAGGACACAAUCCACCACAGGGUUGAAACUCAAGUCUGAGGAUGUGAACCAAAUUUUUUUUCUCAACCUGUGAUUGAUUUCACUGGUGCAGAACUUCUUCCACAGAGGUAGCUCGGCAAUUUAUGUAUUUUAUAAUUAUCAGAGAGUAGCCUGUAAUAACUGAGGUUAAGUGAAUUAUUCAUGGUCAUAAAGCUAGUAUUUGUGAAGAGCCAGGACUUGAAUCCAGGUCUUUCUGACUCUAAGGUCGACCCUGUCUUCAUUGUAUCACUCUGCCUCUGAAUCAGUUCAUACUAAAAAAUAACAGGAGGCUUAAAUUGAUAAACUGCUCCAGCAACAUGACAACACCUCAUACAGACUUUCUACUGGUGUCUUUCAUCUCUACAAAAAGGUUUUGUGUUUUUUAAAAAAAAUUUGCCCCAUAAUCA
Molecule: messenger RNA, 1738 nt
Organism: Trichosurus vulpecula (common brushtail)
Lineage: Eukaryota; Metazoa; Chordata; Mammalia; Diprotodontia; Phalangeridae
Gene: APOBEC2
Product: apolipoprotein B mRNA editing enzyme catalytic subunit 2
Exons: 3
Coding region: 164-829 (221 amino acids)
Biological process (GO): cytidine to uridine editing
Cellular component (GO): nucleus; cytoplasm
Molecular function (GO): cytidine deaminase activity; RNA binding
Source: RefSeq, a predicted model, not a curated record